AUGCCGUCAAAGUUCGCGAAGAAGACUCUACUUGGUUUGUCCCUUGUGGCAGCCCUUGCGCAAGCCUCGCCAACAACAGUUGCUCCUGGCUUUGGAUACGGAUCGGAGAAGGUUCGUGGUGUUAACCUCGGUGGUUGGUUGGUUCUGGAGCCCUGGAUCACCCCAUCAAUCUUUGAUAACGUUGGUGAUGCCGCCGUGGAUGAGUACUCUCUCUGUGCCGUUCUCGGUGCCGACCAGUGCCGCAGUGUUCUAUCUCAGCACUGGGGCUCUUUCAUCAAUGAAGAUGACUUCCAUCAGAUUGCCUCCGCCGGCAUGAACCAUGUCCGAAUUCCUAUCGGGUACUGGGCUUUCGAGCAUCUCGAUGGUGACACCUAUGUUGAUGGCCAGCUGCAGUAUCUGGACAGUGCCGUCGGGUGGGCACGUUCUGCUGGUAUUAAAGUCCUCAUCGACCUUCACGGAGCCCCUGGUUCCCAGAACGGAUUUGACAACAGUGGAAAACGAGGUGCCAUUCAAUGGCAGCAGGGUGACACUGUAGAACACACCAAGAACGCCAUCGAUGCUCUUGCUAAGCGAUAUGCCGGAGAUGUUGACGUUGUCACCGCAAUUGAAGCUCUGAACGAGCCCAGUAUCCCUGGCGGUGUCAACGAGGAUGGCCUGAAGCAAUACUACUACGACACCUGGGGUCUUGCCCGCCAGUACAGCCAGGACACUACUAUUGUUCUUCACGAUGGCUUUACACCAACUGAGUCAUGGAACGGUUUCAUGAGCGAGUCCACUGGUGUUUGGUUUGUCAUGAUGGACACCCACCACUAUGAAGUCUUUGAGAGCGGCCUUCUUGCUCUUGAUGUUCACGCCCAUGCCAGCACUGCCUGUGGCUUUGCUGGUGCCCACAUUCAGACUUCUGACAAGUGGACUGUUGUUGGCGAGUGGACCGGUGCUAUGACCGACUGCGCAAAGUAUCUGAAUGGCAAGGGUAUUGGCUCUCGUUAUGACGGUAGUUACCCAGGUAGCUCAGCACUUGGUAGCUGUGAAGGAAAGUCCGUUGGAAGCGUCGAUGGCCUCUCCCAGGAUGACCGUAACAACAUCCGCCAGUUCAUCGAGGCUCAAUUGGAUGCUUUUGAGAAGGGAAGUGGCUGGCUUUACUGGACCUGGAAGACUGAGGGUGCCCCAGAGUGGGACAUGAAGGCCCAGCUGGCUAGUGGAGUCUUCCCCAACCCUGUCACUGAUCGCCAGUUCCCUGGCCAGUGCUAA
Molecule: messenger RNA, 1251 nt
Organism: Penicillium taxi
Lineage: Eukaryota; Fungi; Ascomycota; Eurotiomycetes; Eurotiales; Aspergillaceae
Gene: exg1
Product: glucan 1,3-beta-glucosidase
Exons: 3
Coding region: 1-1251 (416 amino acids)
Biological process (GO): glucan catabolic process
Cellular component (GO): cell surface; extracellular region
Molecular function (GO): glucan exo-1,3-beta-glucosidase activity
Source: RefSeq, a predicted model, not a curated record